AUGUCGGACGACAAGCAGAUCAAGAUCGGUGCAUACCUGCUCGAGCGCCUCGUGCAGCUCGGCACGCAAAGCAUCCAAGGUGUGCCCGGCGACUUCAACAUGGGCUUCCUCGACCUCAUCGAGGACCAUUCGGCCCUUACGUGGGUGGGCAACUCGAACGAGCUCAACGCGGCCUACGCUGCGGACGGCUAUGCGCGCAUCAAGAGCACCGUUGCGGCUGUCGUAACCACGUUUGGCGUGGGCGAGCUGAGCGCGCUCAACGGCAUUGCGGGGAGCUUCUCAGAGCGUCUCCCUGUGAUUCACAUCGUCGGUGUGCCAUCCACGGCUGCACAGGGUGCCCACUCGUUGCUGCACCACACGCUUGGCGAUGGACGGUUUGGGGCGUUCGAGAACAUGAGCAAGGAGAUCAGCGCCGACAGCGCGGUGUUGAAGGCGAAGGAGGGCGCGGGCGAGGCAAUCGAUCGAAUCCUCAGGACGGCGAUGAAGAGCGCAAGACCCGUCUACCUCGCGCUGCCCACAGACCUCGUCCACGCCACCAUCCCCUCCGCCCCGCUGAACACGCCGCUCAACUACGACGCGGACGAAAACGACCCCGAUGCAGAGCAGUAUGUCCUCAACGUGGCUCGUCAACACAUCGCAGAUGCCAAAUCCGCCGUGAUCCUCGUCGACGCCUGCGCCGCGCGUCACGGAUGCAUCGCCGAAACCAACGAGCUCAUCACCAAAUCUGGCCUGCCCGUCUUCGCCACCCCCAUGGGCAAGGCCAUCGUCGACGAGGACCAUCCGCAGUACGGUGGCAUCUACGUCGGCAACCUCACCUCGGAUCCUGUCAAGAAGAUCGUCGAGGGCGCCGACGUGCUCAUCACCAUCGGCAGCCUCAAGUCGGACUUUAACAGUGGUAACUUCUCCUACCGCACUCCUAAGGCGUCCACCAUCGAGCUGCACUCGGACUACACGACGAUUGGCUACUCGCACUAUCCGGGCAUUGGGAUGAAGCGGUUGCUGCCCAAGCUGAGCGCCCUGCUUGAGCCCGAGGGCCAACGACGGUUGGAGGAGACCAAGAAGAUCGUGCCCAAGUUCGAGAACGUUCUUCCCCAGGACGACUCGUCCGUCAUCACACAAGAGUGGUUGUGGCCCCGAAUGGGUCAAUUCUUCGAAACGCAGGAUCAGGUGAUCGUCGAAACGGGCACGUCGAGUUUCGGCAUGUUGGAGGCGAAGCUUCCUGCCGAGACCCGAUGGGUGAGCCAGGUUCUCUGGGGUUCUAUUGGCUGGUCGGUCGGUGCGACUCUCGGCGUAGCCCUCGCAGCAAGAGAAGAAAAGCUCGGUCGAACCCACCUCUUCGUCGGCGACGGCUCCCUGCAGUUGACAGUCCAAGAGAUCGGUACCAUGAUCAAACACGGUCUCUGCCCAUACCUCUUUGUGCUCAACAACGACGGCUACGAGAUCGAAAGGCAGAUUCACGGUCCCCAGAGGAGUUACAACGAUAUUCCGCCGUACGAUCACAGGCUCCUGCUCGACUUUUUCGGCAAGCGCGACUUCAGGAGCGAUGCUCCCAGUCACGCCAAGGACAGGCCGCCAAGCAGGAAGCAGUACUGCAAGGCUUGGACGAAGGAACAGCUGGACAGGCUUUUGAACGACGAGCAUUUCAAAAAGCCCGAUAUGAUUAGGGUGAUCGAGAUCGUGAUGCAGAGGGGGGAUGCGCCAAAGGCGUUGAAGAGGCAGGCGGAGGCUACGGGCCAGGCGAACAAGUACGACUAG
Messenger RNA from Kalmanozyma brasiliensis GHG001, 1755 nucleotides. RefSeq names its product Thiamine pyrophosphate enzyme, C-terminal TPP-binding. The record is from RefSeq and is a predicted model, not a curated record. Gene Ontology annotation, molecular function: magnesium ion binding; thiamine pyrophosphate binding; carboxy-lyase activity. The transcript has a single exon. Bases 1 to 1755 code for a protein of 584 amino acids. Lineage: Eukaryota; Fungi; Basidiomycota; Ustilaginomycetes; Ustilaginales.